Molecule: messenger RNA, 2426 nt
Organism: Lagenorhynchus albirostris (white-beaked dolphin)
Lineage: Eukaryota; Metazoa; Chordata; Mammalia; Artiodactyla; Delphinidae
Gene: RNF144B
Product: ring finger protein 144B
Exons: 11
Coding region: 306-1367 (353 amino acids)
Biological process (GO): protein polyubiquitination; positive regulation of proteasomal ubiquitin-dependent protein catabolic process; ubiquitin-dependent protein catabolic process
Cellular component (GO): ubiquitin ligase complex; cytoplasm; mitochondrial membrane
Molecular function (GO): ubiquitin conjugating enzyme binding; zinc ion binding; ubiquitin protein ligase activity
Source: RefSeq, a predicted model, not a curated record
GGCGUGCGGAGCCCCACGCUCUGCAAGGUUCCCGGGCAUCGCAGCUGUGUCCCGAGGCAGGAGGCGGUUACAGGUACUCCUCCUCCGGCCCAGUAGGUCUGGGAGCCCGAGCCCUUGUGCAGUCCUACAGAGCGCGAAGCUGUCAGCGGCAGAGGGAGAGAAUGGAACAACUCCUCUUCCCCGGGGUGCGAGCAGCCCCGGCUGGCGGUGAGCGCGAGGGAGUCUGCUGAGAAGCCCGGCGGCUGGGAGGAACGUAGCUCUCCUGCCAGGGAUAGAGGAGACUGAAGAACGCUGAAGACAGGCUGAUGGGCUCAGUUGGUAGGCUCCACUGUCUCACCAUGACCGCUGCCGAAAAUCCCACACCUGGAGACCUAGCUCUGGCCCCCCUCGUCACUUGCAAACUCUGCCUGUGUGAACAGUCUCUGGACAAGAUGACCACGCUCCAGGAAUGCCGGUGCAUCUUUUGCACAGCUUGUCUGAGACAGUACAUGCAGCUGGCAAUCCGAGAAGGAUGUGGGUCUCCCAUCACUUGCCCUGACAUGGUGUGCCUAAACCACGGGACCCUACAGGAAGCUGAGAUUGCCUGUUUGGUAUCUGUGGAUCAGUUUCAGCUUUAUCAGCGGUUAAAAUCUGAACGAGAAGUUCACCUGGACCCCUACAGAACGUGGUGUCCUGUCGCAGACUGUCAGACAGUAUGCCCCGUCGCAUCAAGUGAGCCAGGACAGCCCGUGCUCGUGGAGUGCCCUUCUUGCCACCUGAAGUUCUGCUCGUGCUGCAAGGAUGCUUGGCACGCAGAGGUCUCCUGCAGAGACAGUCAGCCUAGCGUCCUGCCAACAGAGCACGGGGCCCUCUUCGUGACGGAGGCAGAAGCCCCCAUUAAGCAAUGCCCAGUGUGCCGGGUUUAUAUUGAACGCAACGAAGGCUGUGCUCAGAUGAUGUGUAAGAACUGCAAGCACACGUUUUGCUGGUACUGCCUCCAGAACUUGGACAAUGACAUUUUCCUCAGACAUUAUGACAAAGGGCCGUGUAGGAAUAAGCUCGGCCACUCGAGAGCCUCAGUGAUGUGGAACCGAACACAGGUCUGUGAGUUCCAAGAAAAUGUCCUCCUCUUCCAAUUGCCUGCAUCAAUGGAGUCCCAUUUAGCCGCACACUUGAAGGAUUACGCGUCAAUUUCGGAUCAGUGGGAGGCGGAACCCGCUGGGGCGGAACCCGCGGGGGUGGAACCAGGAGACUAUUAUCACCUGGUUCUCCUGAAAGAGAAGGUGAUACAGCCCAGAGCCUUUGCUGAGAAAGGUGUGUUCCUCAGAGGGAAAAACACAGGACAGCUGUUGUGGAGAAGCUUUUGGGCAGUUAAUGGAACAGGCUAAAGAAAUUCCAUAAAAAGUUAUGUGAUUCAUGCAAAAGAAUGAAAUUGGACCCUUACCUAACACCAUACACAAAAAUUAACUCAAAAUGAAUCAAAGGCCUAAAUGUAAGAUCCACAGGUGUAAAACUCUUAGAAGAAAACAUAGAGCCAAAGUUUUACCACUUUGGGUUUGACAAUGAUUUCUUGGACAUGACACCAUAGGCACAGGAAACAAAAGAAAAAAUAGACAAAUUGGUCUUUAUGGAAAUUAGAAAAUUUUGUGCAUCAAAAGACAAUGUCAACAGAGUAAAAAGGCAACCCACAGAAUGGGAGAAAAUAUUUGCAAAUCAUAUAUCUGAUAAGGGAUUAAUAUCCAGCAUAUAUAAAGGACUCUGAAGCUCAACAACAACAACAAAAACCAAACAACCCAAUUCAAAAAUUGGCAAAGAUCUUGAACAAACAUUUCUCUAAGAACAUACUCAAAUGGUCAAUAAGCACAUGAAAAGAUGCUCAACAUCAUUAAUCAUAAAGGAAAUGCAAAUCAAAACUACAGUGAGAUACCACCUCACACCCGUUAGGAUGGCUGCUAACAACAAUAGCAACAACAACAACAACAACAAAAAUGGAAAAUAACAAGUGAUGGCUAGGAUAUGAAGAAAUUGGAACCCUUGUGCAAAGUUGGUGGGAAUGUAAAAUGGUACAGUUGUGGAAAACAGUAUGACGAUUCCUCAAAAAAUUUAAAAAUAUGAUUACCAUAUGAGCUGGCAAUUCCCACUUCUGGGUAUAUACCCCCCCAAAUUGAAAGCAAGGUCUUGAAGAGAUAUUUGUACACCCAUGUUCAUAGCAGCAGUUUUCACAAUAGCUAAGAUGUGGAAGCAACCUAGAGUCCAUUGACAGACAAAUCAACAAGUAAAAUAUGGUAUAUAUUGGAUUGGCCAAAAAGUCCAUUUGGGUUUUUCCAUAACAUCUUAAGGAAAAACCUGAACGAGUUUUACAACAUGAAGAGAGUUACGGAGAUGAAUGGUGAUGAUGGUUGCAUAACAUUAUGAAUGUAUUUAAUACCACUGGAAUGUACACUUGA